GACUCAAUCAAGCUCGUGCCGGACUUUGACUGCUCGGCCAUUCUAGCGGGGUCGCCAUCUGUAUAAGUGCCUGGGCUGGUUUCGCGGCGUUUUGUCUCAACAUUGACUCCAUGGAUCUGUCCAACUGGCACAUCGUCGUUGCUUGUAUCCUUGUGGUGCUGUUGUACAUUGUAUACAACGACAGGAAGCUCUUAGCUUUGCCUGAGGAGGCGCGCAUACAUUCACCAACUCGGAUAACAGCGCAGUCUGCGCUUGAAGCAGCCAAGGAUCUCGUCGAUGAUCCCGUUCGGAUUGAGCAUUAUCUCCCCCCUGCCACUGGUCGAAGAUACAUUGUCAUAGGAGGGGCUGGCUUCCUAGGAGGAUGGAUUGUUCGGCACCUCAUUGAACGCGGCGAGGAUCCACACAAGAUCCGUGUCCUAGAUAUCAGGGCGCCCACCCGGCCGGACCUAAUCAGCGGCGCCGCUACCCUGGUGGACUUUUACCAGGUCGACAUUUCCAACGCCGAAUCCGUUAAGCGUGCCUUCUCCGCACCGUGGCCCGAGCAUGCCUUGGACGCUCCUCUAACGGUCUUCCACUCUGCCGCCAACAUCCGCUUCUACGAGCGCUCGCCAGAGCUCUUUUCGCUGUCCGCUGCUGUCAACGUUAGAGGCACCCAGAACAUCAUCGACGCAGCUCGACAGUGCGACGCUUCUAUCCUGGUGUAUACUUCGUCUGGUUCCAUCACGUUUCACACCACGCGAUGCCUGCUCUGGCCAUGGGAGAAACAACCGGAGCGCGUCGUUCAGCUUCUGGACGACAAGUCGCCCAUUCCUUUGAAACAUGAAGAGUUUUUCUCUAACUACGCGGCGUCAAAAACCAUCGCUGAAGGACUUGUGCGCUCCGCGGACAAAACUCCGUCGGGAACGGGCGUUCUCCGAACAGGAUGUAUCAGACCUGGAAAUGGAAUCUAUGGCACGGGCGGCGAUGCACUUUGCGGCGCACUCCUCGUUCGCAAAUCAAAUCAGACAUGGAUGGGCAACGUUUUGCACAGUUUCGUUUACGUCGAGAACUGCUCCUUGGCCCAUUUGAACUACGAGAGGUGUCUCAUCGAAAUCGAGAAGGCGAGCCAACGGGGAAGCGGCAACGACGAACACAAGAGCGACGUGACCGACAUAGGCGGGGACGCGUUCACGAUUUGCGACAGUGGGCCGGCUGUGACUUACGGCGAUGUCUACACCCUGCUUCAAACGCUCACGGCCGGCACAACCACUUUCACCACUGUCUCUCCGACCGCCAUGCUCCUCCUCGCCCACCUCGUCGAAUUCUAUUACUUGCUUCGCCAUCGCUUGAUCAAAUCGACAUCGGCUGUUUCCCGCCUUGCUGGCCGGUGCCUCCCAUCAGUGAAAGGGGACAUCCUCGGCCUACAACCUUCCGCAUUCCCCUUUACCCUCUCGCAUCUCAUAUUCUCUGAUUCUCGUGCUCGCCUUCCGCUGUCCUCCGGUGGGCUUGGCUAUAGAGGGCCCUACACGACUUCGAAAGGUCUAUGCAAGCUGGUGGAAGAGUACGAGAGGUCAGGGCGGAGGGCGGAGGAACGAAGUUUAACGCUGGGACUGGGGAUGGAUGUUGCACCACGUGCCACCCUCGCGGCUGAUCUCGGGGGAAAGGUAAAGAGGAUCGGACAGAGCCUUGCCGAAGAGGCAGUCGGACUCGCGAACUAAUGCCGAACAGCAUGUUUUUGUACACAUUUGCUUGUUUGCUAUGAUUGUUUCAUCAUACUUGUUGUACGGAUACUGCAUAGUAUCAGGAGCUAUAGGUUAUUAAUCAGUGACAUCGAUAGCAUUAUCUCUACGAUAUGCCCAGUCCGCUUUCAGCAACUCCACUCCAAUGGCCUGAGCAAGCGGCCAAGGUACCGCAUUCCCGAUCUGGCGAUGUAUCAUCUUCACGCCCGCGGGACCUGUUCUGAUAUCCGUGGGCGCUUCUGUUUCCUUGCCCUUUUCGGUUGGCGCUGGAAAGCCAUCUGCAACGAAGAAGAAUUUAUCCGGGAAGCCUUGGGAUCGUGCGAGUUCCCGGACAGUCAGCAUGCGGCGACAGAAAGGGUGUAAGACUGCACUCUGCUUGGCUGUCGGGCCGAUGUUUGUUACUGUUGUGUGGAAAUGGCCAUCCUUACUCAAAUGCUUGAAUGGCCCGGAUAUAAGUCCUUUACGAACCACGGAGGAACCCGGCCCAGCAAUCUCAUGCGACCACAACUCCUGGCCCAGUGAUCGAUAGUCGCCGUCCAGAUUCGUUGCAAACACCCUCUCGGCCGUUUCUCGUGACAAAGGCACUGUAAUAUGUUGAAGCUCGAGGGCAGCUUCUCUUCGGCACUGGGCUUGGUACCAGGUCUCGGGCUCGCGUCCGUACUCAGUUUCCGUAGGGCCCCAGCGAUCGCUAUCGUCGUCACAUACAAACGAAUCGACAAUGCGACCUUGCUCUUCAUCCUUGUUCCUCACAACCUGGCCAGUUUCGGAGUCCGGAAUGUGGUAAUCCCAUAUAGAUAGGUCGCCGAUGGCAUCUUCCACCGUCACUGCGUGGAAUGGAACCCGUCCAUUAGCGGUAAACCUGACCUUUUCAUCAUCAUGCAGGUGUAUACAGUAGCCAGUGCUCGGGAACACAUGGCUCAUCUCAGGGAGACGUGGCAAGCACAGCCCAGAGCGAGCAGCG
This is a messenger RNA of Punctularia strigosozonata HHB-11173 SS5, 2679 nucleotides long. Its product is annotated as NAD(P)-binding protein. The coding region runs from base 111 to 1697 and encodes 528 amino acids. Gene Ontology annotation, biological process: steroid biosynthetic process. The record is from RefSeq and is a predicted model, not a curated record. Gene Ontology annotation, molecular function: 3-beta-hydroxy-Delta5-steroid dehydrogenase (NAD+) activity. The transcript has 10 exons. NCBI's taxonomy places the organism in Eukaryota, Fungi, Basidiomycota, Agaricomycetes, Corticiales, Punctulariaceae.